Messenger RNA from Morus notabilis, 1112 nucleotides. Its product is annotated as 28 kDa ribonucleoprotein, chloroplastic. Lineage: Eukaryota; Viridiplantae; Streptophyta; Magnoliopsida; Rosales; Moraceae. Gene Ontology annotation, molecular function: mRNA binding. The transcript has 4 exons. The coding region runs from base 98 to 985 and encodes 295 amino acids. Gene Ontology annotation, cellular component: cytosol. The record is from RefSeq and is a predicted model, not a curated record.
UGUUCCAAUUAAAAAACAUGACAACUCCUGUACCUGCCUAUCUUCUCUCUCUCAACUCUUAUCCAAAAUCCUCUCUUUCAAAUAAAAAAUCUAAGCAAUGGCGGCAUUAGAAGCUGUGCUCUCUCUCCGUCUCUGCCUACUUUACUCUUCUUCUCCUUCUUCUUCAUCAUCAUCUUCAUUAUCAACUACCAAACUCUCAUUCCCCAGAACCCGAACUCACUCCUUGAAGCUCCAUUCUGCAAACUCUUGCUCUUUUCUUCAGUCCUCCACUCGAAAUCCAUGGAGCUUCCGGCUGUGCUUUUCGGUGCAGGAACAGGAAAUUGCCGUACAAGAGAAAGCGGAAGAAACCCAUUUGGAGAAGGAGAACAACCAGAAGAGGAAGCUCUAUGUCGUCAAUCUCCCAUGGUCGCUCACCGUUGUCGACAUUAAAAGCCUCUUUGGCCAGUGCGGAACCGUCACUGAUGUUGAGAUUAUAAAGCAGAAAGAUGGAAGGAACCGAGGGUUUGCCUUUGUGACAAUGGCUUGUGGGGAGGAAGCUCAGGCGGUCAUUGAUAGAUUCAAUCUUCAGGACGUGUCAGGCAGAAUUAUUAAGAUAGAACUUGCAAAGCAGUUCAAGAAACCUUCUCCACCACGCCCUCCUGGCCCCCAACCUGGAGAGACAACCCAUAAGCUUUAUGUGUCUAAUAUUGAAUGGAAAGUGAGAUCGACCCAUCUCAGAGAUUUUGUCUCUGAAAAUUUUAAACCAGUUUCAGCCCGGGUUGUCUUUGAUGGUCCUAAAGGAAGAUCUGCUGGGUAUGGGUUUGUCUCUUUCGCCACAAGGGAAGAAGCAGAGGCUGCCAUAUCUUCUUUGGAUGGGAAGGAAUUGAUGGGUCGACCACUUCGUCUAAAAUUUAGUGAAAAGAAUGCCGGUGAAAAGAAUGUUGAUGAAACUGAAAACCAGAAGGAAGAGGAAACCGUUUCAGAGGGUCAGACUGAAGAAUCAUAGGUCCCAUUCAUAUACAUAUAUAUUUUUUGGAUACCUUAAUAAUUUGUUUGCAGAUUAUGAGUAAAUGAAGAGCAAAAAUUUUGACCACAAUCUCUCAUAUAAUAAGAGAUAGAAGCUUUUCAUCAUA